Messenger RNA from Vigna unguiculata (cowpea), 1184 nucleotides. RefSeq lists its product as uncharacterized. Lineage: Eukaryota; Viridiplantae; Streptophyta; Magnoliopsida; Fabales; Fabaceae. The record is from RefSeq and is a predicted model, not a curated record.
GAGAAAAUGAGAAAUCAUAUUCGGAUAAAGCCGAAUCUUACUGUUUCUUUCCAAAGAAGAAUAUUAACAACAAAAGUGGAAAAGAUCCUUUAAUCUUAUCCGCCACCUUACCACAUUCUUUAUAAAUCAUCCCAACAUUUUUCAAACCUUCCAUUCCAUUUAUAGUUCUCACACAGGAAAAAAAAAAGGGUAUGCUAUAUAUUUUUUUUUAUCUGUUUCUUUGUGUGUGAUUGAAGUCAUAAAGUGCUACCUAGUCAAAUUUUGUUUGUGAUCAAAAUGGAGCAAGCCCAGAAGAAAGAACCAGUUCAUGUGUACCAUGAUGAUGUUCUUGAUGUUGUUGGGUCUUUCUCUUCUUCUUCUUCUGACUCUUCAACAUCAUCCUCUGUUUCUGAAAUUUCAAGUGGGUUAUCCUCAUUGGAAUGUGACUCUUUUGAAGAGGUGACAUCUUCUCCAUCAUCAUCCUCAGCUGAUCAUCAUCAUCAACAACAACUUGUAGUUGUGCCUGAUCCAUUCAGUGACAUGUCUUCUCUCUUUCAACAACUCCCCAUCAAGAGGGGAUUAUCAAAAUUCUACGAGGGGAAGUCACAGUCUUUCACUUCACUAACAAAUGUGAGGAGCUUGGAGGAUCUUGCAAAGGCAGAGAACCCUUACAACAAGAGGUUGAAGUCCUGCAAGAGCUAUGGAGGAGGGUUGGCUGAGAAGGAAGGGGUUUCAAUGGCGGUUUCCAAGAGGGGAAUGAUGCAUUCUGCAGGUUCAAGGGCUUCGUGUUCUUCUUUGAAUGCAAGAAAAGGAAGUGUCACUAAUUUCAUAGGUAGUAGGCCACCGAUUCCUCCUCAUAGAUCUACCACCGCCAACACCAUUCCUAAUCAAACUGUGUUGUUUGCAUGAAAGGGAUUUGAAUGGAAGCUUUUGCUGCUGUUGAAUUAGGUUUUGUUUUGACUUUUGAGGACACCAUGUGAGGUAGAUUCAGUAGUUUCUUUUGAGGACCAAGCACUGUUGGAGAGGGGAAAAGAGAGCAACAAUUAAUCUAGAUUUUAUUUUAUUUGUUCACCUGUUCAAUUUUGGUUUAUAAUUUUUGUGCAGAUGAUUUUUUUUUUUUUCCUUCUGAUAACUACUCCCAGAAUGUUAUCACAGAUUGCAGAGCUACACAAAAAUUAUAAAUAACCUCAAAUAUACUAAUUCAA